Molecule: messenger RNA, 3486 nt
Organism: Salvelinus fontinalis (brook trout)
Lineage: Eukaryota; Metazoa; Chordata; Actinopteri; Salmoniformes; Salmonidae
Product: death-associated protein kinase 3-like
Exons: 12
Coding region: 145-1500 (451 amino acids)
Biological process (GO): positive regulation of apoptotic process; intracellular signal transduction; protein phosphorylation
Cellular component (GO): nucleus; cytoplasm
Molecular function (GO): protein serine/threonine kinase activity; ATP binding
Source: RefSeq, a predicted model, not a curated record
UGAUGUCAUUCCAAAUGGUCCAUCCUCCUGUCUCAAAAGUGCUGUAAUUUUCUUCAACCACCGGAAAUUUGACUCAGGAGAGGAAUGCAGGACCCGUAGCCAGUUAUAAUACACAACUUCUAUCAGCAGCAACCCAGUCAGACCAUGGCUGGCUUCAGACAAGAGGAUGUGGAGGCGUUCUAUGAUAUGGGGGAGGAGCUGGGGAGUGGACAAUUCGCAAUCGUACGGAAGUGUAAAGACAAGAGUUCUGGCUCGGAGUACGCCGCCAAGUUAAUCAAGAAGCGUCGCCUGUCGUCCAGCCGCCGGGGCGUGAGCCGCGAGGAGAUCGAGAGGGAGGUGAACAUUCUGAGAGAGAUCCAGCACAGCAACAUCAUCACGCUGCACGACAUCUUCGAGAACAAGACGGACGUCAUCCUCAUCCUGGAGCUAGUGUCUGGGGGGGAACUAUUUGACUUCCUGGCAGAGAAGGAGUCUCUAACAGAGGAGGAGGCCACACAGUUCCUCAAACAGAUCCUGGACGGGGUCCACUAUCUACACUCCAAACGCAUCGCUCACUUUGACCUGAAGCCAGAGAACAUCAUGCUGCUUGAUAAGAACGUUCCCAACCCCAGGAUCAAACUCAUCGACUUUGGCAUCGCUCAUCAGAUCAAAGCUGGAAAUGAGUUUAAGAAUAUCUUUGGAACGCCAGAGUUUGUUGCUCCAGAGAUAGUCAACUAUGAACCCCUCGGACUGGAGGCUGACAUGUGGAGUAUUGGAGUUAUCACAUACAUUCUUUUGAGUGGUGCCUCUCCUUUCCUGGGGGAGACCAAGCAGGAGACUCUGACCAACAUCUCUGCUGUCAACUAUGACUUUGACGAGGAGUACUUCAGCAAUACCAGUGAGCUGGCCAAGGACUUCAUCAGACGCCUGCUGGUCAAGGAUCCCAAGAAGAGGAUGACCAUCGAUGACAGCCUUCAGCAUCCCUGGAUCAAGGUGAUCAAGAGGCGGAACGUGCGCCAGGAGGAGAGCGGGAAGAAGCCGGAGCGCAGGCGUCUGAAGACCACGCGUCUAAAGGAGUAUACUAUCAAGUCUCACUCCUCCAUGCCCCCCAACAACACCUACGUCAACUUCGAACGCUUCUCCCAGGUGCUGGAGGAGAUCGCUGCUGCUGAGGAGGGGCUGAGAGACCUGGAACAAAACCAGAGGUCGUGCCGGGAGGACGUGGCUGCUCUCCUGUCUAUCUACGAGGAGAAGGAGGGCUGGUACAAGGAAGAGAACCAGAGCAUUGCCAGCGACCUGGGUCACAUCCGCCAAGAGCUGCAGCGUACCCAGGCCCAGCGCAGGCAGAGUCAGGAGGACGCCCGCGCCACCAUGCUGGCUGCUAACGCCCUCAAGAGGAAGUUUGGCCGUCUGGAAAACCGUUACGAGGUCCUGGCAGAACAGGUGGCGUCUGAGGUGCACUGGGUGGAGGAGCUGGUCAGGGGGAUAGAGAAGGAGAAGGACAGCCUCGUCAUGCCCUGAGGCCAGCCUGGCUUCUAGUAUCACUGACCUGGUCAUGCCCCGAGGCCAGCCUGGCUUCUAGUAUCACUGACCUGGUCAUGCCCUGAGGCCAGCCUGGCUUCUAGUAUCACUGACCUGGUUAUGCCCCGAGGCCAGCCUGGCUUCUAGUAUCACUGACCUGGUCAUGCCCUGAGGCCAGCCUGGCUUCUAGUAUCACUGACCUGGUCAUGCCCCGAGGCCAGCCUGGCUUCUAGUAUCACUGACCUGGUCAUGCCCCGAGGCCAGCCUGGCUUCUAGUAUCACUGACCUGGUCAUGCCCCGAGGCCAGCCUGGCUUCUAGUAUCACUGACCUGGUCAUGCCCCGAGGCCAGCCUGGCUUCUAGUAUCACUGACCUGGUUAUGCCCCGAGGCCAGCCUGGCUUCUAGUAUCACUGACCUGGUCAUGCCCCGAGGCCAGCCUGGUUUGGUACAGACAACGGUCUUAUAUACCAGCUGUCAUUAGAUUCAGAACAAAGGCCCGGAGUUUUUCUGGUGAGGGAAAACUCUGGCCCCUGAUCAUAAGCCAUGAUGCUAACCCCUCAGACAUUUGAUUAGGAAACAUGAUCCCCCCUCCCCAUCUUCCCUUUUUAAUGAGACCACCAACGAUGUAUAGAGUCCCUCCCUACUAUGAAUACAUUUAAUCAACAAAAUAUGUGUUUAAAGAAUGUCCAUUCCAGUAUUUUCUCAAUUAUUUCAUAACGUUGAAAAUGGUAAAGAUUGUGAUUCAUUUUUGCAGUAUAUUUGGUUAAGAUGGUGAUACAUACAUACAGGAAGGUUUUCUGCACCUGCAAUAAUUUUCCUAUAGUUUUUAGCCCCAUACUUAAAGGGAUAUUUAUCAUUAACAGCUGACUAUGAUUAACCAAUAAGGCCCGGGGGGGUGUGGUGUACGGCCAGUAUACCGUGGCUAAGGGCUGUUCUUAGACACGAUGCAACACGGAGUGCCUGGACACAGUCCUUAGCCGUGGUAUAUUGGCCAUAUACCACGAACCCCCAAGGCGCCUUAAAAAAAAAACUGGUUACCUAAGUAAUUAGAGCAGUAAAAACAAAUGUUUCGUCAUGCCCGUGGUAUACAGUCUGAUAUACCACGGCUGUCAGCCAAUCAGCAUUCAGGGCUGGAACACCCAGGUUAUAAGUAACAACAACAUAGUAGAAACAAUAGAACGUGUGUUAUAGGGAGAUUCCAUUUUGAAGUUAAUCUUAUAGACACUCAACAACCGUCUUGCUGUACUGCGAAGCUACAGACAGAUGCAGAUACUAUACUAUAUAUUUAUACUAUAUAAAUACUAAUAGUUCUCUUACGUGUGAAGAGAGUCGUCUUAAAAUGGAUUGUACAAACGUGUUUUGCAACUUGCACGCAGCCUGUACAUUGAACACCUUAUUGCCUAUACAUAAGCUAAAUCAGGUGUGUAGUAAUGUCUAAACCUCUUCAUGAAUAAUGGAAGUCUAGUGACUGUCCCUCCAAAACGUUUUAGGCUAGUUUCCCGGACACAGAUUAAGCCUAACCCUGGACUAAAAACAAUGGAGAAUCUCCAUUGAGAAAAUAGCAUUUUAGUUCAGUAUUUAGCUUUAAUCUGUGUCUGGGGAAAACCGUCCCUUUCGAAUACAACUAUUGCACAGUAGCCUCAUACCAAAUGAUCUGCAUGUCUAUCUGCUACUAUAUUUGAAUGAUUAUUUUAGUCCGCCUUCUGUCGCUAUGACCAUAGCCCCACACUACAGACAUUCCAUGAGUUGGUCUUAAAUCUAUGCAUCACAUUCCAUGUUCCACAUAGAACUCUAUGUACUGUACAUUUCCCUAGUUUAAUAUACUAUUUUGCACUUAAAUAUAGCCGUGUACCAAACUUUUUCCCAUUCAAUAAUUUCUUCUUCUUUUUUAUGUACCCAAAACGUAUAAUGGUAUGUAUUGUUAAGUUUGAAUGAUGACAUAUUUAGAUGGGGUUUUGUUUCAAAUAAACAAACUCAUAACCUAAA